ACUGGAGCACCAGUUGUAACUCCAGGACAACCAGAAGUGAUAACAGCUAAAACGGAAGUGAUAACUGCUGGGCAAGAUAUUACAUCCACUGGAGAGGAUGUAAUAUUUCCAGGAAAAGAAGUAACGACUUCAGUAUGGGAAGGAACAGCUACACAACCAGUGGGUACCACUGCAGCAUCACAAAGAACAUCAGGGAGACCAAGAAUAAGAACUACGGGUCCAGAAUCAACUCCACAAGUACUUGUUACRACCACUGUAGAAGAUGUAAUAUUUCCAGUACCAGAAGGAACAACACUAAAAUCGGAUGCCACGACUUCUGCAAAAACUACUGWACAGACCACUGAAUCGUCUAAAGGUACUAUUGCAACACCUGUUGACAUAACUGCAUCAAUUGUAGAAACUACUGCAGCGCCACCUGAAUACACUUCAACUGUGGAUACUUCUUCUACAACAACUACACAAUUACCUGUUAAGACUGCUUCAGCAACUGGAGAAAGUACUACARCACCUAUCGGCACAAUUUCUUCAGCUAUAGAGACUACUGGAUCGCCUCUAGAUACUAGCAGUGCAACAACUGAAAAGACUACUGUAGCAUCUGGAGAGACUACUGUACGAGCUGUGGAUAGUAUUAUGACACUUGUAGAUACUACCAGUGUAACAACUGGAGCAACUGUAGAAACUACUGCAGCAGCUAUCCAGACAACUUCUUCACAUGAAGAGACUACUGAAUCACCUGUAGAUACUACCAGUGGAAUCAGUGUAAAGACUACUGAAGCAUCUCGAGAAACAACUACUCAUGCUGUGGAGACUCCUGUGGCAUAUGUAGAUGCUACUAGUGGAACAACUGCAAGACCUCUAGAAACUACUGCACCGUCUGUGGUGGCAACUUCUGCACCUGCAGAAACUACAUCAUCAACUGUAGAUACUACCUYUGUAACAACGGUAAAGACUACUGUAGCRUCUGGAGAGACUACUGUGACASCUGUAGAUGGUACUAGUGGAAUGACUGUUAAAKCAACUACAACAUCUGUAGAAACUGGUACAGCACCUAUCRAGAMAMGUGMUUCUGUAGAAACUACUGGAUCAUCUGUAGAUUCUACCAUUGGAACAACUGGAAAGACUACUGAAGCAGCUAGAGAAACAACUGAAAAACCU
Exaiptasia diaphana is the source of this 1155-nucleotide messenger RNA. RefSeq names its product mucin-2. The annotation marks the transcript as partial. The transcript has a single exon. Lineage: Eukaryota; Metazoa; Cnidaria; Anthozoa; Actiniaria; Aiptasiidae. The record is from RefSeq and is a predicted model, not a curated record.